AUGGACGCCCAGGUCGAAAAUGCCAUUGAGAUUGCAUGGAACCCAACCGCCGACCAGAGCGUCAAACAGCAAGCCUUCGAUUUCCUCAAUCAGCUACGGUCUGACCCGUCUGGUCGCGAAGCGUGCCUAACCCUCUUCACACGAAUCCCAAAAUGUUCCGAAGUCGUUCGGCUAGUAUCCCUAGACGUUGUCAACAAUGCCAUUCAGACACAACAGUUGGAUAGCCAAAACUUAAACCAUUUGAAGGUGACGCUCUUGGAAUACAUAAGGCAUAUCUAUGGAUCUGGCAGCCAGAAUGACAUAGACCCACCGAGUCUCCAGAAUAAGCUCACUCAGACUUUAACAUUCCUCUUUAUCUCGAUGUAUAAAGAAGGCUGGGAAACAUUUGUGGAUGACUUUCUGGCAUUGACCAGUCUUCAAAAUAAUGUGUCAAGGGAUAACAUUGUGGGCAUUGUUCUCUACUUACGAAUCUUGGGCUCAAUUCAUGAUGAAAUCGCCGAUGUUCUUGUUACCCGGACCGCGGAUGAAACAAAACGCAACACCUAUUUGAAGGAUAUUCUGCGAGCACGGGAUGUUCAGAAGAUCGCUACUUCUUGGCAAGAGAUUCUGGCACAAUGGGCGGAUCGGAAUGACAGCAUUGUCGAAAUGAACCUGAAGAUGAUUGGCAAGUGGGUUAGCUGGAUUGACAUCUCGUUAAUUGUCAACCAAGAUACCCUGAAUCUCCUUUUUGGGCUUGCUGGUCGUACAAAUCCAUCCCACCGAGAAGACAAGGUGCGGGAUGCAGCCAUUGACACAUUCACAGAGAUUGUGGCUAAAAAGAUGAAAGGGUCUGAUAAGAUGGAUAUGAUUGUCUUCUUGAAUCUGGGGGAUGUUAUUUCUCAACUUAUUACAAGUCCAGCACUGCAUGAUUUACGGCCAACAUCGAGCUAUGAUACUGAUCUCGCAGAGGCUGUUGCAAAGCUAGUCAACAACGUGGUUUUCGAUAUCGUGAAAGUCCUCGACGAUAAUCAGGCCCAGGCCGAGACUCGAGCACGAGCCGAGCAACUCAUUCAAACAUUCCUCCCUUCCCUCCUACGCUUCUUUUCCGACGAAUAUGAUGAAAUUUGCUCUACCGUCAUACCAUCUCUCACCGAUCUUCUCACAUUCUUGCGUAAAGCCAAACCACUUCCACCUGCAUAUUCCUCCAUGCUGUCACCUAUUCUCAAUUCUAUUAUUCAGAAGAUGAGAUACGAUGAAACGUCUAAUUGGGGCAACGAGGAUGAACAAACAGAUGAGGCAGAAUUCCACGAUUUGAGGAAAAGAUUGCAAAUCCUUCAAAAGGCAGUUGCCGCAGUUGAUGAAGGACUUUACAUUGACGUUCUAAGCAAUGUUGUGGGAAACACUUUCCAAUCCUUUGAUAGCCAGGGUGCUCAAAUGGACUGGAGAGAUCUCGACUUGGCACUUCAUGAGAUGUAUCUAUUUGGAGAGCUUGCUGUUCCAAACGGAGGACUCUAUGCUAAAAGCCAGCCAUCGGGCGUAGCCGCUGAGCGAUUGAUCAUCAUGAUCUCGAAGAUGAUCGAAUCAGGGGUUGCCUCGUUCGCUCAUCCUGCCAUUCAACUCCAGUAUAUGGAAAUCUCCGUCCGAUACUGCUCAUUUUUCGAAAACCAGGCAGCAUACAUACCUAAAGUCCUCGAGGACUUUGUUAGACUAGUGCACCACAACCAUAUCAGGGUCCGGACGCGGUCCUGGUACUUAUUUCAUCGGUUUGUGAAGCACCUCCGUGCACACGUGGGAAAUGUUGCGGAGACUGUAAUCCAGUCCAUCAGCGACUUGCUUCCUAUUAAGGCUGAGCUUCCGAGUGAAGGUGGUGGCGAUGAUGACAUGUCAUCUGAUGAGAGCGAUCAUUCUGCUGACGCGACUUUCAACGGGCAGCUCUACCUCUAUGAGGCGAUUGGUUGCAUCUCGUCAACAUCAUCAACUCCUAUUGAAAAGCAGGUCUUGUACGCCAGGACCAUCAUGGAGCCUCUAUUCUCCGAGGUUGAGCGUACCCUCCCUAUAGCGAAAUCAGGCGACGCACAAGCAAUCUUGCAAAUUCAUCACGUUAUUAUGGCUCUGGGAACUUUAGCGCAUGGUUACUCUGACUGGAGCCCGGGCACCGCUGCAACGCAUCGUGCUGCCCAUCCUAAGGAAUUGGUGGAAGAGUUUGGCCGAGCAGCAGAAGCCAUCCUGAUUGCUCUCGAAGCACUUCGAUCCUCUUUUGAUAUUCGAACGGCAGCUAGAGCUUCAUUCUCCAGACUUAUGGGAGUCUUAGGGAUUGGGAUGUUGCCGCUCCUUCCGCGCUGGAUUGAUGGACUCUUAUCUCAAAGCUCGUCCAAAGAUGAAAUGGCUAUGUUCCUUCGUUUAUUGGACCAGGUCAUCUUUGGCUUCAAGAAAGACAUAUAUUCAGUCCUAGACUCCCUGCUUACCCCACUACUCCAAAGGGUGUUUGCAGGCCUAAAUGAACCGAUCACCGGGACCGAUGACGAGAUUCAGCUUGCCGAGCUUCGACGAGAAUAUCUAACAUUUGUGCAGAUCAUCCUGAACGAAGGUCUUGGGUCGGUUUUGGUCAGCGACCUAAACCAAGGCUUUUUCGAGUCUUUGAUUUCAUCCGUCACAACUCUAGCAAGGACGGUGAGCAACGGGACGGGGAAUCUCCCGGCUAGUCGUCUUGCAUUUUCAGUUCUCGCCCGCAUGGCUGAUCUCUGGGGCGGGCCAAGCAUCGCAACUCUCUCUCCUCAACCAACGCCAUCCACGCUUCCACCCUCCCCCGCAUUCCCGGGCUUCGACAGGUUUCUUAUUGAGCGAUUCCAUCCCAUCUGCUGGGAAGUCCUCCAAAACCCACAAUUCCGCCCUGUUUCUGAUGCUCAAGUCAAGCAAGUCCUGAACGAAAUCGCCGGUUUGGAGCAAACGAUCUAUACCAAAACGGGCGACAUGUUCCUCCAGCACCUGCAGACCUCAUUCUUCCCCUCCUUGGGUAUUGAUGGAUCCGACUUUAUAAAGCAUAUGACGACCUCCACGGAUAGGAAGGCAUUUGCUGGCUACCUUGCUGGGUUCUUAAGACAGCGUGGAUAG
Messenger RNA from Venustampulla echinocandica, 3090 nucleotides. RefSeq names its product putative Exportin-T. The record is from RefSeq and is a predicted model, not a curated record. NCBI's taxonomy places the organism in Eukaryota, Fungi, Ascomycota, Leotiomycetes, Helotiales, Pleuroascaceae. Bases 1 to 3090 code for a protein of 1029 amino acids. The transcript has 3 exons. Gene Ontology annotation, cellular component: cytoplasm; nuclear matrix; nuclear pore. Gene Ontology annotation, biological process: tRNA re-export from nucleus. Gene Ontology annotation, molecular function: tRNA binding; small GTPase binding.